Molecule: messenger RNA, 942 nt
Organism: Pichia kudriavzevii
Lineage: Eukaryota; Fungi; Ascomycota; Pichiomycetes; Pichiales; Pichiaceae
Exons: 1
Coding region: 1-942 (313 amino acids)
Cellular component (GO): cytosol
Molecular function (GO): aldose reductase (NADPH) activity
Source: RefSeq, a predicted model, not a curated record
AUGAGUGCAUCUACAACAACCACAACCCUUAACACAGGCGCAAAGAUUCCUUUGCUCGGUUUUGGUACCGUUUUUGAAGGAGACGACUACAACCUCUUCAAAGAGUCACUAAGAGCCGCUUUAUUGGUGGCAAAUUAUAAGAUGAUUGAUACUGCUUGGUACUAUGGAACCGAAAAGUCGAUUGGGGAAGUUUUAGAAGAAGUUUUCAAUGAGGGUAAAAUCAAAAGAGAUGACCUUUUCAUUACAACCAAAGUCUGGCCAUGCUUUUGGAAUGAUCCCGAAACAUCUCUUGAUACUUCGUUAAAAGAUCUUAAGUUGGAUUACGUUAACCUUGUCUUGCAGCAUUGGCCAAGAUGCUUCAAGAAAGUCGAAGAUGAGAAUGGAAGAGUCCCUGUUCCAAGAGAUGAGAAGGGCAAUAUCCAAUUUGAUGAAGAUGGUGAUUACCUAACUACAUAUAAAAAGUUAUUGAAGUUGAAAGAACAAGGCAAAGCAAAAGCUGUUGGGGUUUCAAACUAUACUAUUGCUAUGCUUGAUAGGGCUAUAGAGGAGACCGGUGUCAUUCCUGCUGUUAACCAAGUGGAAAUGCAUCCUCAUCUACCUCAGGUUGAUCUCUACAAUUAUUGUAAAGAAAAAGGAAUUGUAUUGGAAGCUUUCUCUCCUUUGGGUUCUAGUGGUGCACCAAAUUUGAAAAUUCCUCUAGUUCUUGAAUUGGCAAAGAAGUAUGACACUCAACCUGCAAACAUCAUCAUCAAUUGGUGCAUCUCUAAAAAAAUUGUUGUUUUACCACGUUCAACUAACAUCGAGAGAAUUAAAAAGGGUUACGACCUGGUAGAACUAACUCCGGAAGAGGUGGAGUCAUUGGACAAAUUCGGUGAGCAAAGUCCACAUAGAUUUGUUCGUGACGACUGGGGUAAAGGUCUAGGUUGGGAUCACUGGGACUAA